This is a messenger RNA of Dunckerocampus dactyliophorus (ringed pipefish), 3004 nucleotides long. RefSeq names its product SH3-domain GRB2-like endophilin B1a (gene sh3glb1a). Gene Ontology annotation, molecular function: protein binding. Bases 146 to 1240 code for a protein of 364 amino acids. Gene Ontology annotation, cellular component: membrane; cytoplasm. The transcript has 9 exons. Gene Ontology annotation, biological process: membrane organization. NCBI's taxonomy places the organism in Eukaryota, Metazoa, Chordata, Actinopteri, Syngnathiformes, Syngnathidae. The record is from RefSeq and is a predicted model, not a curated record.
UUAUCUGUGUUUCAUCUUUGUUACGUCCAACAGCUGGGUGGAACUCGGACAAAAACUUGCUUCUGUGACGUUUUCAAAAGAGAUGGAAGUUGGACUGUGAAAUAAUCCCUUCGUUUUAUUAAGAGUUUAUUACCCGCAGUGUGUCAUGGAUUUUAAUGUCAAGCGGUUGGCUGCGGACGCUGGUACCUUCCUGAGUCGUGCGGUGCAAUUCACAGAGGAGAAGUUCGGCCAGGCUGAGAAGACGGAGCUGGAUGCCCAUUUAGAGAAUCUGUUGGUCAGAGCUGAGAACACCAAGCAAUGGACAGAGAAGAUUAUGAAACAGACCGAGGUCUUAUUGCAGCCCAACCCAAAUGUCCGACUGGAGGAGUUUGUGUAUGAGAAACUGGAAAAAAAGGCCCCGACACGAAUGAACAACCAUGAACUGUUAGGCCAGUCCAUGAUUGAGUCAGGAAAUGAAUUUGGGCCCGGGACUGCUUAUGGAAAUGCUUUGAUCAAAUGCGGCGAGACCCAGAAGCAGAUUGGCGGGGCAGAGCGGGAGUUAAUUCAAAGUUCUGCCAUCAACUUCCUGACACCUUUCAGGAACUUUUUGGAGGGUGACUUCAAAACCAUCCUGAAAGAACGGAAGCUGCUGCAGGUCAAGCGCUUGGACCUGGACGCAGCCAAAACCAGACUGAAGAAGGCCCGCAUGGCUGAUGCUCGAGCUGCGGCAGAACAGGAGUUGAGGAUGACUCAGAGUGAGUUUGACCGGCAGGCUGAGAUCACCCGACUGCUGCUGGAAGGCGUCAGCAGCACGCAUGCACACCACCUCCGCUGCUUGAAUGACUUUGUGGAGGCUCAGACGACGUACUACGCACAAUGCUACCAGUACAUGGUGGAUCUGCAAAAGCAGCUGGGCAGUUUUCCUUCGUCAUUCUCCAACAACAACCAGUUGGCCGUGUCGGAGGGGGCCAGCAUCUCGGUGCCCACCAUACCGGUGUCGGCAUCCCUGCCCAGCCCGUCCAGCGUCCGCGGGGGCUCGGCCACGUCGGGCGGCUUCAGCGAAUUGCGCACCUCUAGCGGCAGCCGCAAAGCGAGGGUGCUUUACGACUACGACGCUGCAAGCAGCAGCGAGCUUUCCCUGCUGGCUGAUGAGGUUAUCGCAGUCAGCAGCGUCCCGGGCAUGGAUUCAGACUGGCUGAUGGGUGAGCGAGGCAACCAAAAGGGCAAAGUGCCAAUCACCUACCUGGAGCUACUUAACUGAGACUCAGACGCAGCCCCUUCAGGUGUGAUCUUUUGUCGUGCGGGGGCCCAUCACGGGCCAUUUCAAAAACUUACCAUACCUUUUUUGUAUUUUUUGAUGUGAUGUGUCAGAACAUUUCCCAGACUUUUCCAUACAUUUGUUUUUGUUUACAUUAUCUCAGAUGGUUGCCUUAAGGUUUUUCUGCUAGCAGAAAGUAUAUUGGCCUUCAUUUGUUUUGUUUUUUUAUGCACUUCACCUUGAAUUGCAGAGUGAUGCUGAUUAUUUUAAGUUGUACCUUAUUGGGUAACCUAAACAUGAAUAGGCUCUUACCAGUGUCAUCCAUACAUGCAACUUAAGUAGUUAAAAAAAACUGUUUUGGUGACUGAUGACCUGAGGUUAGUAGUUUAUUAUGGUAAAUAAAAAAAAUAUAUAUAUUUUUUGGAAAUGUUUUGCACCAACACCAACAGUAUUGAGAUGGUCAAUUCUUUCUCCCUCUUUUUGUAUUGAAUCCUGUUUUAUGUUUUAAAUUAUUGCUCAUUGGAAACUUCAAUUUUACAUCUUGGUAGGAAAUUGUCAACCAAAACGUUAUUCCUGAGUGUGUUGUUGGAAAAUGCUCAGUGAUUUUGAUCUCAUGAGUUUACCCUGCAUCAGAAUUGCAUCCCAAUGUAAAAUAAAUAAAAAUGCUGUCUUUACAAUGUGGGAGUAUAUCACGACACUUCCUGCUUUAUGAGAGAUUGGUGAAAUGGAGACAUUAAAACAAUGAAUCAAAACCACAGUAGAAGGUUUUAUUUAUACUAACACAUUCAGAUGUAUAAAAACACUACUAACACGUGUGAUGCAAGCCUAAGCAGCCAGCAGGUGGCAGAAGGGUACUGCACAACAAUAUGGCAUUCACUAUAAAGCUGUACCAACAUUGCUAAACUUGAACCCACACUGCGGCCUUACUUUGUGUGAAGAGUCCUUGUUUUUUUGUAUCGUGAACGUAAGCAAACAUUCAUGUGUGUCUUGCUGAAGCUUGUGCUUACAGGAGAAGCCUUGGAGAAGAUGUGAGGCUCCCUUCUUGUGUUUAAGCCUCCUAAUGUGCGACCCCUCUGGAGCUUCACACAUAUCAUGCCCACAGCUGUGAGUACAAACGCACACGCACACAGGCCCAGAAAAGCAUUCAAACCCUGACCCACUUUGAAAGACCUGUUUUAUUGGAGCCCAGAAAGCUCGGCGGCGGCUUCUAAUGAGAAGAUUGUGUCAUGAUGUGAAACGUGUUAGCUUCACAAUGCCUGUCCGGUCGUCACCGGUCAUGUUUAGCAGGAAGAAUGAAGAGGAAGUGGGGCAUUGUAAACUGCACGUUGGCUUCCAAUGAAGCUCAGUUCGUGUCAGCUUGAGUCUUAACUUUCCAGCACCUGAAUGGGGGCGGGAGUGCAUUUCACCUGCAGAGGUAAAUUCUUAAAACAGCCAGCCUCUUUAUACUUCUUUGACAUGUUGGAAAUAAUAAUGUGGACAAAGGUAUUGACCUACGCCUCUGAAAGGAGAAAAAGUUACUUUAAAAUCCUGGUAUACUAAUCAAAUAAUGGUAGAAAUUAGAAAAACUGGACCGUAAGAAAACAGCAGCUCUCUGCUCAAGUCUUAUUAGACAAAGUAUAAAUAACCAGAACAAUAUGUUCAAACCUGUUCCACAGUGGUCUGCAUACAAAAAAAUGUAAAGGAUUGAUAGAUAUUUUUAGGUAUUUUUUAAUUUAGUAAACAGGCUAAAAAGCUGUAUUGAAAGACAAAGCUUUGUUUUAUUACAUA